UACUUCCUCCCCCAGAAAACUUUAAAACCACAAGUUCAUACUGAAAACAGAAACUGCAUCGUGAGCUGCAGCCAUGGCAGAUGGCAAGACAGGAGGAGCUGGGCAGUUUGCAAAGCAGGUCCAAAAGCGAUUUAGCCGAGCCCAAGAGAAGGUGUUGCAGAAACUGGGCAAGACGGUAGAAACCAAAGAUGAGCAAUUCGAGCAAAGCGCUUACGAUUUCCAGCAGCAACAGAUUGAAGGCCAGAAACUCUACAAGGACCUUAAGGCUUUCCUCAGCGCUGUGAAAGUGAUGCACGAAAGUUCCAGGAAAGUGGCGGAAACCCUGCACGAAAUUUACAAUGUGGAAUGGGAUGGACACGGGGACUUGAAAGCCAUUGCAGAGAGCAAUGACCUCCUGUGGGAAGACUAUGAGGAAAAACUAGCUGACCAGGCGGUGAGAACCAUGGAGAACUACAUGGCUCAGUUUGGUGAAAUCAAGGAGCGAAUUGCUAAGCGGGGGCGGAAGGUGGUGGAUUACGACAGCGCCAGGCAUCACCUGGAGGCGCUGCAGAAUGCCAAGAAGAAAGAUGAAGCUAAGAUUGCAAAGGCUGAAGAGGAAUUCUACAAAGCGCAGGCUGUGUUUGAGGAUCUUAACAAAGAACUUCGAGAGGAGCUCCCGGUUCUUUAUAACAGCCGCAUUGCUUGCUACGUGACCAUCUUCCAGAAUAUUUCCAAUUUAAGAGACAUCUUCUACAAGGAGAUGAGUAAGCUGAACCACGACUUGUAUGAGGUGAUGAGCAAACUGGAAAAGCAGCACUCCAGCAAAGUCUUUAUCAUUAAAGGGGUGCCGAGUAACAGGCGCUCGCUGGUCAUCUCCUCCCCGGUGAGUCGUCCUCCUGUCGUUUUCACAUCUCUGGGAAAUUCUGCAGAUGGGACCCCUGAGCUGCCUCCUAACGAUUCAACGUGUCACGCGAGAGAAUCUGUUUCUUCAGCAGCAGAGGGGGAGGCCGCAUCCUCUGGUGGCAGCGAAAUCCAGGAUGAGCGACCGGCAUCUCCUGCUGCUGUUUUGACCCCCGACAAGAAAGAGUCCAUGUCAGCAGCAGAGGUGCAGUCCGGGUCCUCUGGUGCCAGUGAAAUCCAGGAUGAGACACCCACCUCUCCUGCUGUUCCGAUGCAUGACAAGAGAGAAUCCCUGUCAGCAGCAGAGAUGGAGUCUGGGUCCUCUGGUGCCAGUGAAAUCCAGGAUGAGACACCCACCUCUCCUGCUGUUCCGAUGCAUGACAAGAGAGAAUCUCUGUCAGCAGCAGAGGUGGAGUCCGGGUCCUCUGGUGCCAGUGAAAUCCAGAAUGAGAAUCAAAGUGGGACUCUGGAGGAACCCAGCCGAGUGACAGAGAGGUCAUACCGGGGAGUUGAAGAUAUUGCAGCAGCUACGGCUGCAGAGAUUCUAUCUGCCGCUAUAGCUGAGGCUGUGGGCAAAGCCAAAACGUCUCCGCCGCCCUCUGAUGGUGCAUCAGCCCAAACCCAGACUCCAGGAAGCCUGGAGGCCGACACUAGCGACCUGCAGGGGGGAAAUGAAUGCUCUGUACUCCAUGCGAGCAAUGAAAUCCCAUCUCUGCAAGCACCCCCUUCACCUGACUUGAGAGAGGAGGCCAACCCAUCAGGAGAUACCCAACCCACAGCUUCCCAGCAAGAAUCAAGUCAGCCAGGAAACGGGAUGCCCCUCGGUGAGGUUUUAGUUUGCCCUGAAAAUGCCACGUACCCUCCUGACGAAGACGCUUCCCCUCCCACCCCAGUCCAUGAAGUUCAUCAAGACCCAGCCAGCACCCGUGGCUCCAGUCCACCCGAAGCAGAGGAACGGGCCAAUGGCCAGAAGCAGCCGCAGCCAGAGACUGAGCGGACGAUUUGCCAGCCAAGCCGGGAGGCCGAAGAGGACCGGGGCAGCGAGGGGAGCAUGGAAGAACUAAACAUUUCCCCAACGGUGGCUGAAACACAGAUGAUGUUUGCCUUCACUCCAAAUGGUGAAACAGGCAGCAGCAGCCAUGAGCUGCCUGUGGGCUUCCUCUUCAAGGCUCAAGCAAUCCAGACUCACACGUCAGACGAUGAAAAUCAUCUGCAGUUCAGGGAAGGGGAGAUAAUUCUGGUGGUAACCAACUCUCAGGCCCAGGAAGAAGGAUUUCUGACCGGCUUCAAAGAGAGUGACUGGAAGGUGAACCGGGAUCUCCUACAGAAGAGAGCUUUCCCCCAAGAUCUCAUCAGACCCAUCUCCUCCAAAUGAGUCUAGUGCAUCAAAGUGGGUGGAGUGGGAGAGAAACAGGAUCUAUUUAUGACAGGUUUCAGAGUAGCAGCCGUGUUAGUCUGUAUUUGCAAAAAGAACAGGAGUACUUGUGGCACCUUAGAGACUAACAAAUUUAUUUGAGCAUAAGCUUUCGUGAGCUACAGCUAACUUAAUCCGAAAGCAGUAACGUUGCCGUUGUAACCAAAGAGUGCUUUGCCACAUCCAUCCGAUUCAGAAUGUAAGACUGCAACGGGGCAUGUGGGGACGGGAGACAAAACCCGUCAUGUUCAUUUUGUUUUGAGAAAGUGGGAAUUAAUGGAGCUGUACCUUACUGGCAGGUAUAGGAACAAGCUUCAGUUUGAUUCCACAGUGCCUGCUGCAUGCCCCUUAGAAAAAGCACAGAAAUCUGAACACCCCCUCCCCGCCAUAAAUAUCAGGGAAUUUACUGUCACAAAUUGUUUGGCAAAACCAAUAGUGAAGCAUUGGUUGAAGAUACUGCAGCCUAGUUGAGGGUGUUUUAUCCCUAUGCUUCAAUCCCCCUGCAUUUAUGCUUGGUGAAGGCCAGGUUCCCCAGAGCACAUGGUUAACUUUAAGCACCUGAGUAAUCCCAAUGGAAAUGUCUGCAGCUACUCAUGUGCUUAGCUUUAAGAAUGGGCUUCUAUGCUUUGGUGGAUCAGGGCCUUAAUCCCUUAGCAACUAGGUUCCAUGAGACCCUCCAUCCAGCUCCUUCCUGCAGACCAGGUGAGCCCCUGGAAAGGCCCAGCUGCCUUGGGGAUGCUUUUCAGGUAGGGGGCUGGCUCUGUCCACUCGGGUUCAGAAUCUGGAGGGGCGGGAGUUAUUUUGUGGCUCUGCUGGCCAUGGGUGGCACAUAGCAUCAGCUGGGGAAGGCUGUGCCUCCCCAAACAGCCUGGCGUGGCCCCAUCCUCACUCCUCCCUGAAGCCCUGCUUGGCCCCAGCCCAGGCAGGCUGCUCCUCUUUAGGGAAGCAGCAUGCUGGGGCUAGGGCGGCUGCGGGGGGGGCGGGGGCGCUCAGGGGUGGGAGACAGGAGGGACUGGGGCUGCCCUCCCAUGUUUGGGGGCCAGGGGGGGUGCGCAUGCCCAGUGCUCCAGGGCUUGGGCGGGGGCUCUGGCGGGGGAUGUGGGGGCAGGGUCAGCUGGGGGCUAGUCUCCCCCAGCCAGUGGUUCACCCGCCGCCCAUGCUGCUGGUCCUGUAAAUGCACCAUUCGCUGGGGCUGAAUCCACAAAAGAUUAGCUUCCCUCACUUCCUUGGCAACGCUGUGACUUCUGUCUGCCACUUGCAUGGUUACUGGUAAUUGUCCCUAAGGCACAUGAUGGUGACCAGUGCUGGUGUUAGCCCGCUGGGGGCCCUAAACCAGAAUAUUUUUGCCCUUCCCCCAAUACUAAAAAGCUAAUGGGGGGCUCCUUGAGCUGCCUAUGCCUAGCACAGGCUCUAACGUGACAGGGGUUGAUCCAUGGGAUUGGCCUCGAUAUCCUGUUAUUCCAGGAAAGGCGUUUCACUGGCCCUCCCCAGAGAGGAAAUAGCAAUAAAUAACUCAUGGCAUCUUCUUACCACUAGAAAUUUGGCCACCGUUUUAAAUCCCAAGAUAUUUCAAUAAAGACACCGUGCUGAAUAAUUCCUAA
Chelonia mydas (Green sea turtle) is the source of this 3894-nucleotide messenger RNA. It is a transcript of the gene BIN2, whose product is annotated as bridging integrator 2. The transcript is spliced from 13 exons. Gene Ontology annotation, cellular component: podosome; cytoplasm; phagocytic cup. The record is from RefSeq and is a predicted model, not a curated record. NCBI's taxonomy places the organism in Eukaryota, Metazoa, Chordata, Testudines, Cheloniidae. Gene Ontology annotation, molecular function: phospholipid binding; protein binding. Gene Ontology annotation, biological process: podosome assembly; plasma membrane tubulation; phagocytosis, engulfment. Bases 74 to 2254 code for a protein of 726 amino acids.